Aspergillus ochraceoroseus IBT 24754 is the source of this 1668-nucleotide messenger RNA. RefSeq lists its product as uncharacterized. The coding region runs from base 1 to 1668 and encodes 555 amino acids. The transcript has 5 exons. The record is from RefSeq and is a predicted model, not a curated record. Lineage: Eukaryota; Fungi; Ascomycota; Eurotiomycetes; Eurotiales; Aspergillaceae.
AUGGUUCUCAGUGCUUCCGUCUCCGGGACCGGGGCUGUCAAAAGGCCCUUAUCAUCCUUGCAGGACGGAUGUGCUGGGUGGGAGAGCGCUCCACCUAUGAGCGCUCAUUUGCGUCCCUCCCUCAACCUCCCGUUUGCCCAUUAUGCCUUGAUAUAUCUCGACAACAUGGGUAGACUCAAGGUUGCCGAGUCACCCUCUAUCCAAGAACAGCAUGGGACUGUUUUUACCCCAGAUGUCCGUGAGAAAUUCUUGGAAAUCCUGGGAUCCAAGAUCGGGUAUCAUAAGCCCUUGAUACGCCGGGUUUCUGACCUUCCUUACGGCUAUAACCGCGCUCAUGACGUCGCCUACCACCGACAGGGCAAGCGCCGCAAGGCUCCAACACACGAUCCUGCACUUGACAUGUCCUUUAGCGACCACUUUUCUGACCGCGUGGAGGAGGUUCCUCCCUACUCAGCUACUAACAUGGUGGCGUUGGAGGUUGGUGACACGGAAAAAGUGCUUGAGUACUACGAGACUGCCCUGAAGCACUUCCAGCAGAUAAAUUGCCGCCAGAUUGCGAAAGCUUUUAUCAAGUUCAUCGAACCACGCAAGCAGGUCAAGCACCCAUACAAUGGAGGUCGACCUCGGGCUGGAGCACCACCGGGAGAAAAAGGAGAUCCAGAGAAGACAAAGCCAGAAUGGUGGCCCGCGGGGGUUCAGCAUAAGGAGCCUGAUCAUUUGAAGAAAGAGCAGCGACUUCGACUCUUGAUCCAUAUCCUGCGCAAGCUCGGUAAAUUUGGCAUCACGUCCGACAAGUUGCAGGAAGUCGCACACGAUUCUAAACGACAGCUUCGCCCAGAAGAGAAAAUGGAAAUAUUGAAUGAGAUAUUCAGAGUUCGAAGACUGGAGGAGCGCUUUGAGCGGGGUGAAGUUGACCCUACCACUGUGGUUUAUAUCCUGAACCGUGAUGCCAACCCCAAGGAAACCAAGGAUAACGAGUCCGUCAGUGAUGCAGAAAAGGUUGAUGGUGAUGAGGAGGAUGCUGACGAGGGCCUCAUGACACCUCCUCCAUCAUCAGAUCAUCUUACUGGUUCAUUUGCGUCAAUUGACCAAAUGACAAUAUCACAAAACCGAUCUUUUAGCAUUGGUGCCGAUCGAGGCCAGCUCUUCCCCCUCAGCGAUCCUCUAAGCUUUGGAGAGCAUUCUAGACCGGACCGCCCAUUUUUCACUUCAGCUGCAGAGUAUCCUGAUGAUUAUUCUUCGCAUCCGAUUCUCAAAACUUCCGCAGCCUCUGGGGUGGUUAGUCCCGCUGAGCAGCCUGCCGCUUUCGACUACAUGUCGCACACUCCUUAUACCGCUUCUGCAGGAGAGCAACAUCGCCCUCUUACAAUGCCUAUGCAGCACCAUGUCAAUCACUUCGAUGCCUGGAAUUCGCCUUUCCGCCCUCAUGUGUAUAAUGCCAUCGAGUAUGGAGCCAGCCAAGCUAUGGCCCAGCCCUCUAUACACUAUCAAAUGCCGAUGAAUCCUACGUCCCAUGUUCAAGAAUUAUCUCACGGAAUUCCAGAAGUAGUCCGAGAAAAGGGGUCUCAUAUGGAACUUAUGGGUGCUCGGGGUCCAAGUUUCCGCACUGGAUCUCUCAACCAUCCCAAUGUUCUCACUGCGCAUGGCUCACACCCUACCUCCGGGUAA